Molecule: messenger RNA, 1819 nt
Organism: Polyodon spathula (Mississippi paddlefish)
Lineage: Eukaryota; Metazoa; Chordata; Actinopteri; Acipenseriformes; Polyodontidae
Product: E3 ubiquitin-protein ligase TRIM39-like
Exons: 20
Coding region: 259-1356 (365 amino acids)
Molecular function (GO): protein binding
Source: RefSeq, a predicted model, not a curated record
GUAAUAGUGAGACUGGACGGGCACAACAGCAAUUCCUGGAAGUCUUGUGACUUGAGUUUUUACAGCGCGUCUGUAUAAGGGGUCUGUGAAAGUGAAAGUGUUUUUGCACAGAAAUUCCUCUCUUUGUUCGCGUAGCUAAAAGCAACAAGGAAAAAAACGACAUUUUGAGACACUCCCGACAAAAAAUCAACUGGUCGACUGAGAAGAACGAGAAAGGUCCAGUUCUGUUCAAGUUGCCGUCCUGAAUAGGCAAAGUCUAUGGCGCCCCUACGCCAACUGGAAGUCUCUCCUGAAGCGGGUGUAUUCGCUGCCUUACCUGCUUUCGUGACUCUGGUGAUAGUAAUCCUCUUCUAUUCUUGCUGUAAAGGGAGUUCAAAAAGCAAGAAUCAGAGAGUGAGGAAAGAAAAUGAGACUCUUCUGGACCAAAAUGAAAAGCAGGAUCUUCAGAAGAAAAAUGAGACUUUAGAAAUAGAGAAACAGACAGCUCAAGCAGAAAAGCAGGAUCUUCAGAAGAAAAAUGAGACUUUAGAAAUAGAGAAACAGACAGCUCAAGCAGCUAAUGAAGAACUUCAACAGGAACAGGGGAGUUCAAAAAGCAAGAAUCAGAGAGUGAGGAAAGAAAAGGAGGAUCUUCAGGAGGAAAAUGAAAAGAAGGCUCUUCAGAAGGAAAAUGAGAGGCUAGGAAGUGAGAAUGAGAGACUGGGAAAAGAAAAGCAGGAUCUUCAGAAGAAAAAUGAUACUUUAGAAAUAGAGAAACAGACAGCUCAAGCAGAUUUAAAAGAACUUCGACAGAAAACCAACACAGUUGGCUAUGUCUUUGACAGAGAAUGGAAAUUAAUAACUGAACAUCGUGUGAAAGUGACUCCAGACCCCGACACAGCCAGCCCCAGCCUCACAGUCUCUGAAGACGGCUCACUAGUGAGAUUCACAGGGAAGAGAUCAGAGGAGUGGCCCAGUGUGGUGGGCAGGGAGGGGUUCACCUCAGGGAGGUGCUACUGGGAGGUGGAGGUGGGGGAGAAGGGCUACUGGGUCCUGGGGGUCUCCACACACCCUCAUGAGAAGAGCAUACCUGCAAAACCAGAGGAGGGGUACUGGCUUGUGAGGCUGGUUAAAGGGAAGACCUGUACAGCUGUGAGCCAGUCAGGGGAUCAGAUCGUACAACUGGAGAAGAUCUGUAAGGUGUGGGGAGUGUAUCUGGAUCACGAGGGAGGGAGGCUGUCGUUUUACAAUGCAGGGACCAGAUUCCACAUCUAUACUUUCGAAGGCUCAUUCCCUGGGCAGGUCUACCCCAUUUUCAGCCCAGGGUCAUAUGAUAAAGGGCCCUUGAUAAUCAAUGUAACAGUGAACAAUGUGUAGUCCUGACAAGAAGCCUGCUACUAUAUAUAUAUAUAUAUAUAUAUAUAUAUAUAUAUAUAUAUAUAUAUAUAUAUAUAUAUUACACACACAGUUAUCACCUACAACAUGUUUAAGAAAAAAGUAAUCAGUGCUGAAGUGUUUAAGAACACACAAAAUGGUGCCAGUUACUGUGGAUUCUAGUUGAGGUCCUAAAUAUUUUAACAACACAUUGACACCAGGAUUUUAUUUCUGAUAAUUAGACUCCUAUUUCCUCAAUCAGAUAUGCUGCUUGUAUAUUCAUAUUAGAUUUGCUGGUUUAAGAGUGCUAUUGGUUUCUAUCUGUUAAAACACUAUCCUGUAUUAUAUAUUGCUCUGUGAUACAGCCUAUAACUAUAGCAAGCUGUGAUUUAUUUCUUGUUUCUGUUUCUAAUGUUCUGUGUGUUUUAAAUAGGGCAGCACCCUAAAUAAAGACAUGCCACUGCAA